Hydractinia symbiolongicarpus is the source of this 2737-nucleotide messenger RNA. Its product is annotated as E3 ubiquitin-protein ligase TRIM56-like. Gene Ontology annotation, molecular function: ubiquitin-protein transferase activity. The record is from RefSeq and is a predicted model, not a curated record. Gene Ontology annotation, cellular component: nucleoplasm; chromatin. The transcript has 2 exons. Gene Ontology annotation, biological process: positive regulation of DNA-templated transcription. NCBI's taxonomy places the organism in Eukaryota, Metazoa, Cnidaria, Hydrozoa, Anthoathecata, Hydractiniidae. The coding region runs from base 73 to 666 and encodes 197 amino acids.
UAUAAAACAAAUAUCUGACCUAAUUUUUAAUUCACUUUCUAUAUACUUUUUCAGGCAAAAAAAUAAAUAAAAAUGGCUUUGUCUAAUGCAAUGUCGGCAUUGCUAAAAUGCAAGAUUUGUUUGGACCAAUUUGAGCACCCAAAACUUCUCAGUUGCGGACAUACAUACUGCAAGAACUGUUUAGAUGAAAUUUUGAUUUUCAAAGAAGACGGAAGUGCAGAAAUUCGAUGCUCUUUAAAAUGCACAGCCAGUAUGAUAAUUGCAGCAGAUCAGACAACAUCUUGCUUCACGAAAAAUUACUCACUUUCAGAUAUUGUAGAUGAGGUAGAAAGAAGCAAGACACAAUUGUCAAAUCAUCAAUGCACACUUUGCCAGCAGUCAACACAGUGCAAGAAGAAAGUUACUUUCUCCUGUACAAAAUGUGGAAUGAAGAUAUGUGAUCAGUGCCAAAUUGUACAUUCUUGCAAGGCAGGAUCAUUCACUGCAAUAACUUUCGAUAAAAAAUCGGAAGUAAUAAAACCGGUGUGUGAGCAACAUAACUCGCUUGCAAAUAACGUUUGCAUUAAAUGUGAGAACAUGUUUACAUGUGUCUAUUGUAUCAACAGGCAACACAAAAACCACAAAGGAAUGACUAUUGCUGAAUUUGGCGUUGAAGCAAAGAACUAGUUUCAGUCAUUCAUAGAGAGCUUUGAGGACACUAGGAGGGAAUUGGAAAUCUUAAACAAUAAAUACAACGAAGCUUUGACCUGUUUGCAAAACAACAGAGGAAAAAUAGUUCGCGAAUUGCAAAUAAGAAAGUUGAAACGUGUGGAACAAUACAUUGAACAGUUAAAUGCUGAGGAUAAAAAACUGUUAAGACAAUAUGACAAAAAAGUCACGGAAUUUAAAAACAAUGUUAUUGCGGCAGGCUACACAGAUAAUAGGAAAAUCAAAGAUCGUUUAGAAUACGUUAAAGUAUUUAACGACAAAUCAUUCUUUGAUCUCGUAGCUGAAAAAGUUGAAAUUGAGCGAAAUCUUCGUGAAUUAUCUACUCUUCCUGCACAUGUCCCCUGUUUUAGUUCACAUUUGCAUGAUUUGAAGAACAUCAUUUGGUAGUCAAUCCGUUAGGCGAGAUGACAAUUUCUAUUAAUAAUGUACAUCAUGUUAGCGUAGAUGCUGGUUAUAUAAAUGUGUACAACUGUCGCGUCGAUGAAACAAAGCCACAUUAUAAUCAAUUGGAGCUAGAACGUAAUUUAAUGGAUUUAGUUGAACGCCUAAAAGGUGUGUAUGUGUUUAAAUAUUAUUAAAUAAUGAAUAAUGAACAUACAGUUUUUUCGUGUAAACUUUGUGCUAUUAAUUUUUAGAGAAUGCAAGACGACCAUUUGAUAUUAUUGGUAUUUUAAGAGAGGGAAAAAGGUUGUAAUAAUAACUGUAUACAUCUCUGACGAAGUCUUAUUCUUUAUAGAUUUUAAACAUAAAUAUAAACCCAAAGAAACAAAUGCUAUACGUUGCAAAUUUGUUUUGACAACAACAUGGGGUUUUUAUUGCAUACAUUGAUUCAGUCUAAAGUUACCUUAAUUUCGGAUGCCGUGUUUACAACACAUUUUAUAUCUGUUCACUUAUACUGUUAUUCUUUAAUCCUUUAAAUAAUAUGACAAAUUCUUCCCUACUUAAAGUUUUCCAUACUUUUUUUGCUUAUCAUACAAACAAGCAAAAACUGUUAUAACAAAUACAGUACUAAUAUCAAGCAACUUAUGUUAUACAAUCUCGUUUUAGACAUUCUAUUUUGUAUGAAAGCAUAACAGGGAAAACUAAUGAUUUUGUUUUCAAACUGAAUAAAAAGGUUUCUAAAGAGAUGGGGAAUUAAGAAUUUAGGAUUUAUUGUGUAGAUUACUUUUUAGUGAUGUCAAGCCAAAAAGCAAACUGACAGAUAAGAAGGUUUAUAUAUUUCAAGGUAUAAAUAUUUUUAAUACUUAAAAAGAACCUUUCAAGGUUGUUUUAUUUUUUUGCAAAAUAAAAUUUUUCUGCAACCGAAAGUCUCUUUCCUAAAAACAAAAUGUUAUCUUGCUUUCUUGUUUAUGACUAAUUCAUCAACUAAUUCAGAACCACCUUGACUAGCUAAUACGCACAACACUUAUCUCAGAAUAUUUAUUUAAAGGACUGAGCAGUAACAACCCGUUGCAUUGAGUGGUUUUUGCACGCGUUUAACUGCUUACCAUGUCAUUUUUGUCCAAAUCAUACCCUAACAUUUCCCUCACUGAUCUCACUGCGGUAAACAAGUAGAAAUUCUUACGCCAAUUUAAUAACAAGUUUGUCAAUUGUCGAUAGUUAACAUCAAUCAAAAAAAUGUCGUGAGUAGCAAGCAAUAUAAGAAUGGAGUGGAACGAAGAGAACUCUUUUAGGCUAUAUAAAAAUUACAAUGUAAGAAAGAACGAGACAAGACCAAAAAAUCAGUCAUAUUUCUAAUUUAUAGACGGAUUAUAGCAUUGACAUGCGGAUUACGUUAAGUUAAAAUUUGAAAUGAAAAAAAAUUAAAGUAGAUUUAACGUAACUAGAAUUAGAAUGUAUUUAGAACGAAAUUCAAUGGCUUCAGUUGACCGUCUAAAAGGUAUGUAUUUGUUUUGAUACUAUUAGAAAAUAAAUAAUGAACAUAUAGUUCUUUCGUGUACAUCUUGUGCUAUUAAUUUUCAGAAAAUGCAACACGACCAGUUGAUGUUAUUCGUGGUUUGGGUGAGGGAAAAAGGUUGGAAUAAUAAUU